GAAGGAACAAAACAAUGUUGAAUUUUUAACAUGCGGUUAAAAUUUCCUGAGGAAUUUGAUAAAAAAUCAUUUCCAAUUUGAUAAUUUCUCCCUCCACACCUUAAAGUGAACCCCACCUUCAAAACUAUUACCAAUAGUGACUCAUUUAUUGUAAAGUGUUUUGUGUUCACAGACACGGUAUACGUCAAAACAUUGUUUUAGGUUAGAAUGAGUAAUCUCAACUAAAACCACACUAAUUCCCGCUCAAUUAACACCAUUCUUAACGUGUUAAUAUGCUUUAAUUUGCCAUUACAUCAAAAUCAAACGCACAAAAAUGUCCGGAAACGAUACGACGCCUUUGAAGAACGCCAAGUUCAACUACUACCACAGCAUAUUCAACAAGUACGACAGAGACCGGGACGGUUUCAUAACAGUGCACGAACUGAACGACAUAAUCGAGAGCAGGGAAUAUGAGCACGACAUCCCGCCCCACGUCGUCCAGAAAAUACACGAGAUGCACGACGUCGACGGCAAUCAGAAGCUCGACUUCGACGAGUUCGUGGCCAUGAUCAACAACCCCAAUCUCAACUACCUGUUCGGUCACUACUUCACGCGGUAUGUCAACUGGAUGGUGCCCCGAAGGGAGGACAGUUCUAGGACGGUCACGGACGGGGAGUACGAAGACGAGUACAACUGUUACCCCCCGGCAGUGGGCAUGAUCAUCAUCAGCCUUGUGGAGAUCAUUUUUUACUGUAUCGAUGCUGCCAGGAACCGACAUGAUGCAAAUGGACCUGCUGCUGCCCUAUUUAUUUAUGACCCGAACAAAAGGGGGGAAGUGUGGAGGUUUGUCACCUACAUGUUCGUCCACAUUGGUGUGAUGCAUCUGAUAGUGAACCUCCUGGUGCAAAUAUUGCUGGGGAUCCCCCUGGAGAUGGUGCACAAGUGGUGGCGAGUUUUGAUAGUCUAUUUCGCCGGAGUGUUGGCCGGCUCCUUGGGUACGUCCAUCGUCGACCCGGCCGUCAAAUUAGCCGGGGCUAGUGGUGGCGUGUACUCCCUGUUGGCUGCCCACGUCGCCACCAUCAUCAUGAACUGGAAGGAGAUGUCGUUCCCCCUCGCCCAACUUGCGGUUUACCUCAUUGUGGCGGUGACGGACGUCGGGACGGCGAUCUACAAUCGCUACGUUUUGGAUCUGGACAUGAACAUCGGCUACGCCUCCCACAUCGCAGGGGCUCUUGCCGGUCUUCUGGUGGGCAUUUACGUGCUUAGGAAUCUCAACGUGCACAGGCACGAGCAAAUUAUCUGCUACGUGUCGAUGGUGGUGUACGCCCUGCUGAUGGGCACCUGCAUAGUGUGGAAUCUUGCCUGGCCCACGUACUUUGGGACGCCCCCAUUUGCCGGACGGUCGCAUCUACCUCUCAACCACAAUUCCUAAUCUUGCAUUUAACAUGGGUUACAACGAAUGUGCCUUGACUUAAAAUUAGAUGUAUUUUUAUACUCAUUUUUGAUAUUGUUAAUCGAAUUUCAAAGUUUGUGCUUGACUGCUCUUUAAAGAGGUGUAUUUUUAUAAGUAGGUUUAUUAGUACAAGUAUUUUUACAUAUCAGUACUUAAUAUAUUUAUAUUAUUAUUAUUAUUUUAUCAAGUUGGUUGUCUCUAGUGUUUUAUAUAAUAAAAUAUUUAUUAUUAUGCAUUUGA
Messenger RNA from Aethina tumida (small hive beetle), 1672 nucleotides. RefSeq names its product rhomboid-related protein 2. NCBI's taxonomy places the organism in Eukaryota, Metazoa, Arthropoda, Insecta, Coleoptera, Nitidulidae. The record is from RefSeq and is a predicted model, not a curated record. Gene Ontology annotation, cellular component: membrane. The transcript has 6 exons. The coding region runs from base 314 to 1411 and encodes 365 amino acids. Gene Ontology annotation, molecular function: serine-type endopeptidase activity; calcium ion binding.